Aspergillus campestris IBT 28561 is the source of this 402-nucleotide messenger RNA. Its product is annotated as DUF3602 domain-containing protein. The record is from RefSeq and is a predicted model, not a curated record. Lineage: Eukaryota; Fungi; Ascomycota; Eurotiomycetes; Eurotiales; Aspergillaceae. The transcript is spliced from 5 exons. The coding region runs from base 1 to 402 and encodes 133 amino acids.
AUGGUCGAAAACGAAAAUCAUGAGCCGAUCGUGUCGCAUGGUCGGGGAGGUCAGGGGAAUAUCGGUGCUGAUCCGACACCAUAUGUCGAUGCGGGUAUAGUUCGCGAGGGAGUGUACGGCGACCAAGGCGACGGCGCGUACUCAGCAGGUCGCGGUGGAGCCGGCAAUAUCGGCUCUCCCAACGUGCGACCAACGUCUACCGUCCCCCAUGAUACCCAGGUCGUUCCGGAACUGGCGGUUCGCAAAUCAAUCGAUGGUGACUACCAUGUUGGGCGUGGUGGCCAAGGAAACGUUCACUUGGAUGAGCAGCGUCGCAAAGAAAAAGAGGAGAAGAAGCAUCAGAAGACUCUUUCUUAUAGCGGGUUUGCGGAUAAAUUGAAGCAGAAGUUGUUUGGGAAAUGA